UCUUCCACGGUCGUCUCUAGUCCCAACACCCUUCACUAAACUAUAGGAAUAGGAGUAGCAAACACAAACAUCUUUGCUUCCUUUUUCUCUCUCCUCCUUCAUUCUCAUUUCUCACAUUGUUGUUGUUGCACUAUUCAAUGCCAACAAUUAGUGUAAGAUUUACACUAAUUUAAUCACAUUUAAUUAUUUGAAAGAGAAAAUUAUUAUUUCUUCUUCUUCUUCUUCCUUUUCUGGGAAGAACACCCUUAAAAAAAAUCAGUCAAAACAACCCCUUUUUUUAACUGGGAAAACAAAAACAAAAAGGAAAACCUCCUUCAUUUUUCUUGGUUUCUUAUUUUGAUGAAAUCUAAGCUUCUAAAAACCCUAGAAAGCUCAAAGAUCAAAUUAAUGUAAUGGGUUUUUUCUUGAAAUGUGGUCCUAACAAAUGGGUCGAAGUCAGAAUUUUCAGAUAAGCAGCAAAUGUUUCAGAUUUUGUUGUUCAUAACAGAGAAAAAAAGAGUAAUAUUGCAAAAAAAAUUAGUGGAGUUUUGCGGUUGUUGUUGAAGCUUUGAGUAUGGCUAGACGUCAUGGGUGGGAACUCCCUGCUCAUUCUUUGCAGAUUGUGGCUAUUACAGUGUAUUUCCUGCUAACAAUUGCAUAUUAUGCGUUCUUUGCACCAUUUGUUGCGAAGGAUGCAUUCUAUGAGUAUCUGGCUAUUGGUGGUUAUACUUUUCUGGCCUUAGGCGUGUUAAUACUUUAUGCUAGAUGCACAGCUAUUGAUCCAGCUGACCCUGGUAUUCUGAUUGAGCCAGACAGAACGGCUAGAUCACAGCGUGAAACCAGUUUGCCAGGUAAUGCAUCUUCAAUAGAAGAACCAUGCAAAACAGGACUCGGGGGUGGUGAAAGGUCAGAUGCAUAUAGUCCACCUUUUUGUUCAAAAGUUGGAGGACUCUUUUGUUUUUGCCUUGUACGAGAAGAUUGUCGAGAUGAUGAGGAAGUUGUUCAGCAAUCAUCAGGAGAAGAAGAGGCUUUGUUUUGCACGUUGUGUAAUGCUGAGGUGCGUAAAUUCAGCAAGCACUGCAGGAGUUGCGACAAAUGUGUUGAUGGGUUUGAUCAUCAUUGUCGGUGGUUGAAUAACUGCGUUGGCAGGAAAAAUUAUUUUACAUUUGUGACCCUUAUGGCAAUGAGCCUUCUUUGGCUUGUGGCUGAAUGUGGUGUGGGCAUUUGGGUCCUUGUUCGCUGCUUCGUUUUUAAAGAGGCCACUGAACAUCAAAUAAUUGAGAGGCUUGGAGAUGGAUUUUCACGCCCUGUUUUUGCUACAGUGGUGGCGCUUGGCACAACUGUCUCCUUUCUGGCAAUCGUGCCUCUGGGAGAACUGUUCUUCUUCCAUAUAAUUCUCAUCAGAAAGGGAAUUACGACUUACGAGUAUGUUGUUGCAAUGAGGACCCAAAGUGAACCACCUGGACCAUCAGUUGGUGGAGAACAGCUAAGUCUACCAUCUUCACCAACAAGCUCUGCAGUGACUGCCAUAAGUGGGCGAAGCUCUGUUGGGAUGGGUUUGCAAUACAAAGGCACUUGGUGUACUCCACCUAGAAUUUUCCAGGAUGAAAUUGAACAUCUAGAGCCAGGGACUGUGCCAUCUACUGUGGACCCAGAUGCCUUACCCAAUGAUAAGGGUAAAAGGGUGGCCCAGCGGCCUGUUAGGAUUAGUGCUUGGAAGCUCGCAAAACUAGAUUCUAGAGAGGCAAUUAAAGCGGGUGCAAAAGCUCGAGCAUCAUCAUCUGUAUUACGGCCAGUGAAUUCUCGACCUCAUCCUUAUGACAGUGACCAGUUAUCCAGCAGCAAUGUAAGUGGGUUAAGUAGUCCUAUUAGCAUGAAGUCAUCAGGGUUUCUGAAUCGACAUUUGAGAGCAGGAAUCCCGAGGCUGUCUUCUGCAAAGAGUUCUUACCCACCAAGCAGGGCAAGCAGGGAGGAUAUUGAGGCGUGUGCCCGUAGUAUAAGCAACAUAAGCAGCCCUCCUCAUGCCUCACACCUUGCUACCCCUUCUCCAUUGCCUUCAAAUGCAGAUCACUUCAACCCCAUGUACCAAUCAUCAGCAAAUCAGUCCCCUUUGUCAUCAAGAGCAGUUAAUGCAGCUUCUUCUACUAGUUUGAAGAAAAACGAGCCAAAUGUCAGAGGAGAAAGCACAAAAAAUACAGUUUACUGGGAUCCAGAAGCUGGAAGAUUUGUUUCAGCGGCUUCUAGAGGUUCAGGUGCAGGUGGUGCUGCUUCCUCCUCACGGGCGGAGCUGUCAUAUACGGGUCAGUCCAUAUUUUUUGGUGGUCCUCUCGUGAAUGAGAAUUUGACCAGAAGUACUGCGGGGUCAGGAGCUGUUGCAGGAGCAGGGGAUAGAGACAGAGGAGGCGGUAUUUUUCAGCAGGGUCGACCACAGAGGGGUGCACAGCUUCCUGUGUUUCUUCCUAGUGAUUCACAGUUACCUUCUAGGGUGCCUUGAACAAACUAUUUUUCUUCACUUAUACACCUUAUUUAGAUCCUAGAAUUCAGUGAACUCUCUUUUCAAUUUCAGUUGGUCUUUUUUCCUUGUAUUGUGCAGCUACUAGUUAGGCAAAUUUUGAAUCAUUUCUGGCAAACCAUGCUAAUGAAAUUUGAUCAAUCUAUCCAUCUGUAAUCAAUUUCCAUUCAAGACACUGAGUGCUUACUGAAUUCAUCUGUGCAGCCAUUCUAACGCA
Messenger RNA from Spinacia oleracea (spinach), 2708 nucleotides. RefSeq names its product protein S-acyltransferase 21. Gene Ontology annotation, molecular function: protein-cysteine S-palmitoyltransferase activity. Gene Ontology annotation, biological process: protein targeting to membrane; peptidyl-L-cysteine S-palmitoylation. Gene Ontology annotation, cellular component: Golgi apparatus; endoplasmic reticulum. Lineage: Eukaryota; Viridiplantae; Streptophyta; Magnoliopsida; Caryophyllales; Amaranthaceae. The record is from RefSeq and is a predicted model, not a curated record. The coding region runs from base 554 to 2473 and encodes 639 amino acids. The transcript has 10 exons.